CUUCUUCUUCUUCUUCUCAGCAAAUCAAAACAAACUUUAUCAGUUCCGAUCUGCUCCCCAUUGACUAGAGAAGCAAGAAGCUCUUUAUACGAUCUUCAAGCUUCAAAAACCCUUUAAUCGGAUCGGAUUCACGGAUUUAGCUCAAUCUUGCUUUUUGUUUUGCGGAGAUCUUUUAUGGGUUUGAAACUUUGAACUGAGUUUUGUCAAUUUUAAAUAUUCGGAUUUGAACCAUUGAAUAUGGUUCUGAAAUUUUCUUCUUUAUUUGUGCCCACAAGGUUUUCGAUGAUUUGCCUCAAUGGGUUGUUGUGUGUUUAGAAAAAAAGUGUUUUUUUUUUUUUGUUUUGGGUGAUUUUUGUGGCAGUGGAGAGAUAUGAAUGGUGGAGAUGCUUCUAGCUUCGAGCAGUGUUACCGUUGUUACCCAGUCAUGUUCAUUGACAAGGCACAUCUUGAGAAGGGUGACAAAAUUAUCAUGCCUCCUUCUGCUCUUGAUCGUCUUGCUUCUCUGCAUAUUGAAUACCCAAUGCUGUUUAGACUGAGUAAUGAUUCUGUUGGGAAGACUUCGCAUUGCGGUGUACUGGAAUUUACUGCAGACGAAGGGAUAGUUUACUUGCCGUAUUGGAUGAUGCUAAACAUGUCUCUUCAAGAGGGAGAUUUUUUGCAAGUUAAGAAUAUCAGCUUGGUAAAAGGGACUUACAUUAAGCUACAGCCUCAUACUCAAGACUUCUUGGAUAUUUCCAAUCCUAAAGCCAUCUUGGAGACUACUCUUAGAAGCUACUCGUGCUUAACCACCGGUGAUACUAUUAUGGUUCCUUAUAACAACAAGCAAUAUUUUAUCAAUGUAUUAGAAGCAAAGCCUUCUUCAGCUGUGAGUAUUAUCGAAACGGAUUGUGAGGUCGAUUUUGCUCCUCCUCUUGAUUACAAAGAACCUGAGAAGCCACAAAAGUUGACUCCCUCCACUAAACGGUCUCGUGAAGUUGAGGAAGAGGAACCAACAAGCAAAGUUCCCAAAUUUACACCGUUCACUGGAUCAGGAAAACGUUUAGAUGGAAAAACACAACCACAAACUGAAUCAGAAGAUACAAAACAGCAGGAAAAGCCAACUGAGAAUAGGAAAGACGAUGAGAAGCUGUCAGUUACCACACCACGGCAACGAUCAGGGAAGCUUGUCUUUGGUUCAAACAGCAAACCAACUGCAAAAGAAAAUGUGAAACUUGAUCCAAAGAACAUCGAGCAAGAGAGUUCAACAAAAUCCGAUGAAGCGAAGUUUCAAGUGUUCACAGGAAAGAAAUACUCACUCCAGGGUUAAAACAAGGCAUUGAUCAUAUGUCUCUGUGGUUCUGCUGACGAUAUUUAUCUAUUUAAGCAUUCAUACAUUGGAACCUACACUACAAAGACUCUCGGGAUAACAUAGAUGUCUCUGAUAGCUUUGUUUUUAAGGGUUAUAGUUUUUUUUUUCUCAAUCUAUACAAAGCUCCCUCAUUCAUCGACCGAGUGGGAGCUUGGGAUGUUUAGGAAAAUGAUUUCAUCAAA
Molecule: messenger RNA, 1530 nt
Organism: Capsella rubella
Lineage: Eukaryota; Viridiplantae; Streptophyta; Magnoliopsida; Brassicales; Brassicaceae
Product: ubiquitin fusion degradation protein 1 homolog
Exons: 9
Coding region: 371-1306 (311 amino acids)
Cellular component (GO): VCP-NPL4-UFD1 AAA ATPase complex
Molecular function (GO): polyubiquitin modification-dependent protein binding
Source: RefSeq, a predicted model, not a curated record